GAAAGAAAGCGUUGGGAAAACAAAAACAAUCUCUCAUUUGCUUCCUCCAUGAAUCUCCUCAAAACGAUUCAUCACCACUCCACUCUCACUCAAUUUCACCGUCUCACCACUACACGCUCCUCCUUCGCUUCCUCUUCCUCCUCUUCUCUACUUUCACUCUCUCCACAAAGACCCAGAAUCUCUCUCCUUUCCACCUCCAACCGAACCUCCUUCGCACUCUCGAGCAUCUCCACCACCAAAACUUCGUUUUCAGGUAACCAAGAGGAUGCGAAGAAGGAAGAAGAAGAUGAAUUGGUUUAUCAGAAGACGCUGAGACUGGUGGAAUGCGCCAUGUUCGCUGCCGUCACGGGGCUUGUUUACUUUCUCAGCAACUCUCUCGCUAUUGAGAACUACUUUGGGUGUUUCUUUGCGUUGCCAAUAGUGAUAUCUUCGAUAAGAUGGAACAUUUCUGGUGGUAGGAAGACAAUGGUUGCUACUGUCAUGUUGUUGUUCAUAUUAUCAGGUCCGGUCAAAGCAUUGACUUACUUUCUUAUGCAUGGCCUUCUGGGGCUUGCAAUUGGUUCCUUGUGGAGGAUGAAGGCAAGCUGGCGUCUCUCCAUUUUCUUGUGCACAAUGGUCCGAGCAUUGGGUCUCAUAGGAUAUGUUCUGACAUCAUCCUUCUUAAUAAGAGAAAAUAUUCUUGCUGUGAUCACAAUUAACAUCCAUGCUUCUCUCUCUUAUGUUUUCACCGCCAUGGGACUCAACCUAAUGCCUUCAAUGAGCCUCAUUUAUAUGAUAUUUGGAACAGUGCUGUUGCUAAACAGUGGCUUCUUUGUGUUGUUACUGCAUAUCCUCUACUCAAUCUUCCUCACAAGACUUGGGAUGAAAUCUUCCUUGAGGUUACCGGCUUGGUUAGACAAAGCAAUAUGAUGGUAUUCACAGGAUCUCUUCCUCUCCUUUUUCAGCUCCACACAGAAAUGAAAAACAGAGCUGGUGAUAGAUUUUUUAUGUAGAGCAAUUCUGGUGGUAGCAUAUUUGUAAAACUUAUGUAGGGCUGACAUACAAAUCCAAACCCAAAACAAAAAUUUGUUUAUAAUCUGAUCAGUACUGUGAUUUUCAUGUGAGACACACCAAGAAACCAAACAGAACUAGCCCUUGUCUUUGAGUAUGAAAACAUAGAGAAGAGCAAAAUGACUGAAUCAUAUUAAAUAUAAAACUACUCGAGAAUGUCUCAUCGUCCACGUAGAGAAACCCCAUGGAAGCUCUCACAAAACGCCUCCAGUGAGAAAAAUAACCAAUCCACAAUGGUUAUUUGAUGUUAUUGUUGCUUGUUAAUGUAACUCUUGAUCACUACAACCCCCACGCUGCAAAGAGCCAAGGUUAGCACGAGAGGGAGGCUACUAGAUUCCACAUUGGAUAAGAAGAAGCUUUUGCUUGAUCUGCCUCUGCUACUUCCUGUUCUUGCUAGGCGUGACCUUUCUCUUUCUCUCAUCAAGCUGCACAGAUUAUCCAACUGAUGCAUCACUUGACGCUGUCCACGUGAGAAGGUCGAUAUCUGCUUGCACCAGAAACAGCAACUCAGCGUUUCAAAGCAAUGUAAUACAAUACAAAUUUU
Eruca vesicaria subsp. sativa (arugula) is the source of this 1594-nucleotide messenger RNA. The record is from the annotation of a GenBank genome assembly. Lineage: Eukaryota; Viridiplantae; Streptophyta; Magnoliopsida; Brassicales; Brassicaceae.